AUGUUGCCUCUUGGUGCUCUCAUUUUCUUUGCUAUAGCUGCAGCUAUCGCUUUAAUCGCAAAGAAGACACUAUCUAAACCACAAAAGGAAAGCCUGAUUUCAAGAGCUAUACCCGCGGCCGCACCCCUCACACAACCUCUACCAUCAACAUGGUACAAGUCUGACGACAUUUAUGAACUUGAACGACGUGCCAUCUUUUCCAAGAAAUGGAUCUUGCUCACACACAAGAUGCGAUUUGAGCAGACUGGCUCUUGGGUUCGCUACGCUGAAGCUGGCUUUGACUUUUUCCUCAUUCGCAAUGCCGAGGGCGCCAUCAGGGGUUUCCACAACAUCUGCCGUCACCGAGCCUUCCCUGUUGUUGUCAAGGAUAACGGCCAGAACAAUGUCUUGUCUUGCAAGUACCACGGCUGGUCCUAUGGUAUGAACGGACAGCUUGCCAAGGCUCCUCUGUACCAAGAUCUUCCUGGUUUUGACCGAUCCAAGAACGGCUUGUUCCCUCUUCACACUCACGUCGAUGAGAAGGGCUUUGUCUGGAUCAACAUGGAUGCCAAGACCCAACCUGAAGUCGCCUGGAAUGAAAGCAACCGAACAGCCCGCUACAGCUCUUUCAAUCUUGAGGAUUACACGUUUGAUCAUGUCAAGCAGGAUACCAGCAGCUUUAACUGGAAGACUCUUGCCGACAAGUCCAGUGCCAACAGCAACGCCGCUUCCGAGAUCCAAGAGAAGGGGACUACACUUGUUACCGACUUUUACUUUCCCAACGCUUCCAUGACUAUCUCACCCCACUUCUUCUUCCUCUUGAGAUGCGUUCCUACAUCAGCCACCAAGUCUCAGCUCCAAUACGAAGUCUACCGCCACAAGAACGCCAGCAGCGAAGACUUUGCCAAGGUGGAAGAGAUUCUCCAGCAAACAGCCAGCCAGCACGAGGCCCCUGCAGAGAAGAACCUCCGAGCAGGUGUUCUCGUUGACCAGACUCCUCUUCAGUUCCAGAACCAAGUGUACCAACUAGUUGAGCACCACCGCAAGCUCGAGGGUGUCGCUGGACGCGAAAUUCGACCCGCGCAGCAGAUUCUUGACAAGUCUGCUACCAAGACUGAGCAGGAUGAGAGUUUGUUCUCUUCUUGUUCUGGUCUCUCGUGUGAUAAGAUUGGAAAGGAUCUUUCGUGGUAA
Messenger RNA from Fusarium poae, 1170 nucleotides. RefSeq lists its product as uncharacterized. The coding region runs from base 1 to 1170 and encodes 389 amino acids. Gene Ontology annotation, molecular function: iron ion binding; 2 iron, 2 sulfur cluster binding. The transcript has 2 exons. Lineage: Eukaryota; Fungi; Ascomycota; Sordariomycetes; Hypocreales; Nectriaceae. The record is from RefSeq and is a predicted model, not a curated record.